CACCAACUAUCAGUUUGAAAAUGAGGUAACGGAUGAGUCAAAAGUGACUGCCACCAAAGCCGUCAACGGCAAUCUCGGCCUCCCGUAAAAAUACAAAUUUCCCAUUUUUUUUAAAAUUUGCGUUGCCAGCAUGCCAAGCACCUUUGUUGUCAAGCACUGCGGCCACGACAGCGUCUUCCUCCCCAAGUACACUCGGUACCAGAAGGCGCAGAAGGUCAAGGUGCUUCGGUGCUUUCCUCACUGCUGCCCGAGCCACGUGUACUACCGGUACUGCGGCGCGCCCAUCGAAGUCAAGACGACGCUUCCGCCCAGCUCGUCCAAGGCGGCGUCGCUCGAGGACUAUGUCGCGCUGCUCAAGAUCGCGCCGGCGUACGACGACGACUGGGCAAUCGGCGACGUCAUUGCGCCAGUGACGCCCGCCGACCUCAAGGCGCGCACCGACGAGCACGGCACCGCGUGGCACGUCGGGCGCAACGAGCUUCAAUCAAGCGGCGAAAGCACGGUGUUGACGACGAGCUUCAACAACGACCUUGUCGACGGCUGGGCGUACGGCUGGAAGAGCGGCCGGAGCCAGGUCGUGCGCGACUGUCUCCACCACGUCAAGGUGUUUGUCUUUGCGGUCGAGCGAUCGAGCAACAGCGUGCACUGGCGGCUCGUCGACUCGGUCUUCUCCCCUGGCUUUACCUUUGUGUCGUACCGCAGCCUCCACUACGCCAACGCGUCCGAGUCCAACGAGAAUGCUUCAGCGCAUCAGUCGGCAUCGCCCGUGCUCUCCGUCCACACGUUCAACUUGCAACCGAGUGGCAUGGCGCCGCCGUCGUCACCGCGCCACGUACCGCCCCAGACCCAGCUCAUGGCCAACCGGCUCGGGCUCCUCUUACUCUGCGUAUGCCAGCUGCCCGUGUCCCAAGGGCCAUGGCAAGCCGACUUAAUCGAGGCGGUGGCCGCAACCCGACGCGCAACGCCGACCCCGCUGCCGUUUUGGCGCGUCGCGGGCGAGCCGCCAAGCGCAGUGCGCGCGAUGCUCGUGCCGUGGCUUGUGCACCUCGUGCAACACGCCACCAUGUACGAGCGGGUGAUUACCGCCAACAGCAACUGCCUCUUUGACAAGGCGCGGCUCAUGACCGCGUACAAUGCCUGCGUCCAUGUGCUCCACGCGGUCUCCGAGGUGUUUUUCGAAGCGCGGGGCACGACAGUCGGCGUCAUUGCCAAAGCCGUCGCAACCCCGGACCUCGAAGACGCGUUGCAGGCCCAGGUCGCGACCGAGGGGUACUUUGGGUACCAUUCGUUUGUAGCGCAUUUUCGCGAAGUGUUUCUUAGCUCGACGUCGGGCCCUGUCGCGUGGCCAAGAGCGCGCAUCUCGCCACUGUGUGGCGACUGGAUCUUUGAUCCGAGCUGCAGUCGCCUCGAGCUACCGGAAUGCUCUGUCCUGGACGCCGUGCGGUGGACGACAUGGCUUUAUCGGUGUCGCCUCGCGCAUACUAACGGCUCGCUCUGGGUGCAGUCGCACUGGGGCGUCUACGCGAGUCGCCCGAGCCGACUGGUGCUCGACGGAUCCCCGCGCAUUCUGCGCGUCUUUCCCAACGGCGAGUCGACGAUGGCCGGGCACGGCCAUGUCUUGAAUGGAGACUAUGUCGCGUUCGAGCCGUCGCGCGGCGAGGUCGUCGUCGAGUACUUUGGCUACGACCUGCUGCGGCACGAAGGUUCACGUGUCGUUUUGCAUCUGACAUGCCGCGACAAGAGCCUUGUCGUCCGCGCCGCGAUCCACCGGCUGGUUGCACCGAUGGACGACGACAUUGUGUGCUGGAGCCCCGAGAGCCGCGUCCAGCUCUGGGCCACGUCCCCAUUCGACGUCGUUGGUCGCGGUGACGCCGUGUACGUGGCUGCCGCAUAGAGCAUAGCUCAAGAGACGUAAUAUGACUGGGGUCUCGAUCGAU
Saprolegnia diclina VS20 is the source of this 1937-nucleotide messenger RNA. RefSeq lists its product as hypothetical. Lineage: Eukaryota; Oomycota; Saprolegniomycetes; Saprolegniales; Saprolegniaceae. The transcript has 10 exons. Bases 131 to 1894 code for a protein of 587 amino acids. The record is from RefSeq and is a predicted model, not a curated record.